AUGCUGGUGCUGCUGAUUCCCCUUUGGCUGGUGGCGGGUGCCUCCGGGUGUGGAGAGCCCGUCUACGCUCCCAACGCAAGAGUGGUCAACGGUGAGGAUGCCAACCCCUUCAGCUGGCCCUGGCAGAUCUCCCUGCAGUAUGAGAAGGAUGGGGUAUUCCGUCACACCUGCGGGGGGAGUCUUAUUGCCCCCAACUGGGUCAUGACAGCCGCACACUGCAUCUCCAAGUCCCGGCGCUAUGAGGUGGUGCUGGGAGAAUAUGACAUGGAGCAGGAGGAGGGUUCGGAGCAGCACAUCCCUGUGAACGCUGAUGACAUUUUUGUGCACCCAAAAUGGAUAUCCUUCUGCGCGGCCUGUGGCAACGACAUCGCCUUGCUGAAGUUGUCCCGCAGUGCCGAGCUGAAUGACAAGGUGAAGCUGGCCUGCCUCCCGCCCGCAGGGGAGGUCCUGCCCAACAAAUACCCCUGCUACAUCAGCGGCUGGGGACGCCUCUACACCGGCGGCCCCCUCCCCUCCAGACUGCAGCAGGCGGUGCUUCCGGUGGUGGACCACGUGCACUGCACCCAGCCUGACUGGUGGGGAGCCCUGGCGAUCCGGGAAACCAUGGUGUGCGCCGGCGGAGACAUCCGGGCAGGCUGCAACGGUGACUCGGGCGGCCCCCUCAAUUGCCAGGCUGCAGAUGGAAGAUGGCAGGUCCACGGCAUCGCCAGCUUUGUCUCUGGAUUGGGAUGCAAUGCCUUGAAGAAACCCACCGUCUUCACCCGAGUCUCGGCAUUCGAUGGCUGGAUCCAGGAAACCAUGGCUAGUCAUUCAUGAUGAGCUGAG
Messenger RNA from Euleptes europaea (tarantolino), 825 nucleotides. RefSeq names its product proproteinase E-like. The transcript has 8 exons. Lineage: Eukaryota; Metazoa; Chordata; Lepidosauria; Squamata; Sphaerodactylidae. Gene Ontology annotation, biological process: proteolysis. Gene Ontology annotation, molecular function: serine-type endopeptidase activity. The record is from RefSeq and is a predicted model, not a curated record. Bases 1 to 816 code for a protein of 271 amino acids.